GUUUGAUUCAUGCUGUCAUUGCCCAGCACAGAAGAGAGCGGGCGGCCGCGAGCUGCCCAGCGUCCUUACUACACGCUGGAGGACGGCCUCUCCCCCGACAGGGGGCCCCGGAAGGUGGUUGAUCCUUUCACUCGCAAGGUCUACAACCGCGGAGAAGAGCCUUAUUGCGGGCUACACACUAUUGAGGAGCAAGUCAAGAAAAUGAGAGAAAACCGGCAGCGAAGGGAGCUAGGUACGUGCGAGGCCGAGCGAGGCCGCUCCACGCAUUGUGUAUUUGUUUGGUCUGUGCGUGUCUGUGUAUUUCUCAAUCCACAGAGAAAAGACUUUCUACCGAUCCAGAGUUUGCUGAAGACUAUCGGCUGGGAGAACUUUUCAAAAGUGGGGCAAGCAUGAGCGAUGCAUGUAUACUUAUCAUGUUGUUGUGUGUUCUGCAGAACGGUUUCGCAGCCCGGAGGGCCGCCAAAAAAUCGAGGAGCUAGCGUCAGAUUGUUCUGGAGGUGUGCAGGAACCCACAAGAGACUCUUCAUAUGAGGCCGAUUUCUUACGUGUGAACUGCAGAGGCGGAGGUAACGAAUCGCCCGUCAGACUUGUACCGACGACCUUCGCCGCUCAUGACCCCACCCCUUCGCCCGUCCCCCAUGCCCAUGUCACCGCUGCUACACGCCUGCACUCCGGUCGACAGCCCCUCGGCUUCAGAGGCUUCCACACCCCGCCUACUUGGACACCCUCGCGCAUCAGUGACGUGCUGUUUGCCGCCGCCAGCCAACAGCGUGAAGCCUCACAUAAAGGCUCCUCAGCAAGUGACAGAGAUAGCGAGCACUCCUUUGCUGCCAUCUCCUAGCCAUCGCCCAUCGAUGUGCCAGCGGAUCUGGGAAUUUAUCUGGUCAUGUCGUGAAGGAGUGUGCCGCGGCUGCCGGACAGUGUGGGCGUGGAUUUGCUCGUGCUGGCGCUCGUGGAUGGGAGGAGAGAGCCGGUGUGAGGAAGUAAAGGGUCAGUGAUGAGUGAUGAGAGGGACUUUUUGCUGAAGGGCUCUUUUUGGUGCCCCUGUGAGGCCGACAUCACGUCUCGUGUGUGACAUUCUUGUCUCUCUGAUGGUCCAGUGCACGUGCAUGCGGAGACGGCUACCUCCUUGUUUGUUGUUUCUUUGCUGGGGCUUUCCUGCUGUUAUCGUCUACUUCUAUGCUUGUCUCUUCCUUUCUUGCUCACUUGCUUUCUCUCUCUCUCUCUCUUGCUUCCUUUCUUUCUUUCUUUCUUUCUUUCUCUCAUUCUCCCAUAGCCUGCUGUCUUUUUUCUCUUGCCUUGUCACGGUGAGUGCAGAGUAAGACCACAUGUCCGCUUUUGCAGUGUUUUUUUUCGUGCGGCUUACUUCUGGCCAGGAGCACGCCAACCUCGUCCUUGUUCAAGUAUUCUUUACUUUCAUCUCGUAAACAUUCAUAGCAGGCCUCUGACGCAUCGUCCUGGUGUGUCUGUGUCCUCGCAUGUGUCUCCAGGGGACGCGCUAACCGACAGCACCAAUGACUCAACGGACAGCGGUGUGCUGGCGAUGAUCUUCAUUCAAUUUGUGUAUGCGUUUUUGUCUCUGUGUGUGCCUCUGUGUAUGUCAGGGAUGACACGUCGUUGCCGGAGAGACCAGAAUGGGGUAGGCUCUGAUCACAGUGAUUGCGCAACAGCUGCUGAAUCGCAGAGAAGCUUUUGUUUGCUUCGUUGUCCUGUUGCAGAUUGAUCAAAGCGAGUGGUCGUUGGUAUGCCUGCUUGGGCAGGAUGGCCUGGACGGCGUAUUGUUCGUUCAUCUUGGCGCGCUGAGCCUCGAGGGACUUCACCUGCUGGAACUUGCCGAUCAUGUAGCCAAGGUUGAGCUCGAGAUCCGACGCAUCGCCCUUCAAAUGAUCGGUUCAUUGUGUGGAUUCUCUGUCAUUUUACCCUUCAGGCACUCAUUGGCAACGCAUUGGAGUCCGAUGGAGAGACAUCGAACACAGGCAGCCCUUCACCGAGGUCUCUUCUCAGCAGAUCCAUGUCACGGCGAUUGAGGUGCCAGUCGCUUGUAUCCAUCCUCGGGUGGAACAGGUAUCUGCACAUCAGACUGCACAGGACAUGUGAUGGUUUGUUUCUCCUGCAGGAUGGCCAUUGUGUGUUUGUGUGGAUCGUCUGACGUGUGUCAAUCCGAUUCGUCCGUCGACGAAGAGGACCAGCAGCGUCGGGCUGAUCUGAAGCCUCGACAGCACCAGCGGGUUGCCCUUGACUCAGCAGAUCCGCGGCAGACUGGUGGGAGUCUGGAAGGCUUCCAAGAGUCUGCACACCGGUACUGAAACUCUUGCCGCACACAUGACAGUCAUGCAGUGUGUAUGCUCCGCAGGUGGUUCGACAUGGGGAGCAUUACAGUGGCAACAAGUCACCUCAGCCCGCCGUUGGCAUCGGUACGGCCAGCACCGAAACCUCUCGAGAAUGUGAAGCCGAGAAAGGAGGAACCAGACCGGUCAGGACACCACUUUGAGAGAUAGGAACGGCACUUGCUGACUGCGUUCACGAUGCCUGUCAUUGAUUGUCCAUUCUCUUCGACAUUUCCACAGGAUAGGUGUGGUCUUGUUUGACCGUGUGCGGUCGGCUGUCAGGGGCCGUCUGCGGGAUUCGACACCACCGCCGCGACUCAUCAUCCAGCGACGAUACCAUCCUUCCCCGCUACGUCGCCUCGCUGUCCCAUUCGUCAGGCCUCCAACACAGUAGGACAGAGCAGCUGGAAGGCUCUCUCUGCAUGUCUGCUCCGACGUACCGCCCAUCCAUGCCCAGUUCCUCUAGAUCUAUCGUCUGGCUUUUUUUGCGUCUUCUGCAAAUGUGCUAUGCCUCUGUAGGUCUGCACGAUCCUUUUUCAUCGGUUUUCUUGGCGAGUUGUGCUACAGCGGCUUACAGAUGACUGCCAAUUUUUCGCUUCCG
Molecule: messenger RNA, 2928 nt
Organism: Vitrella brassicaformis
Lineage: Eukaryota; Vitrellaceae
Source: the annotation of a GenBank genome assembly